Klebsormidium nitens is the source of this 2111-nucleotide messenger RNA. NCBI's taxonomy places the organism in Eukaryota, Viridiplantae, Streptophyta, Klebsormidiophyceae, Klebsormidiales, Klebsormidiaceae. The record is from the annotation of a GenBank genome assembly.
CUCGGUGAUGCUAAAUCAGAAGGGUGUGUUUGCUCUGGGAAGAUGGAAGUAAAUGGUGGCGUGGUAUCCGCUGCCCUACCCGCUUAGAACUGACCCACUAGACUCCUGGCCAUAGCAGCACACGUACUCAUGGCCUGCGACUUGGCCUCUGCAAGCAUGUGUUCGUUUCUGCCGAGGGCUGUGAUGGGCUUGGCUGAGCAAGGCGGCAGAAUGGCACCACGAUUGGUUUCAAAUACACUCGGAGCUCCAUGUGGAUCCAGCUUGGCUCCCUGUUUAUUUGCCUUCCCAGCCCAACAUGCGCUUAAGAAGAGCAGCUUUGACGGAAGCAGACUCUUCUCGUUGCUGUCGGUCAACCUAAGCAGGGCACCUUUCGUCGCAGCUCCGCACCACCAUCCAUCACAUGAAGAACUUCGAUAUAGUCAUACAGCAGCGAAAUUGUCUGCUGCAGAAAUAUGCUCGCGGACAGACAUCCCCAAUAACAUGAAGCUGCCAGGAAUGCACGCGCAGGGGGUGAGGCGAGGCCAGGCACUCAAGGCUGUUGCCGAAGGGCUCACGGCACAGGAUGCAAGUGCAGGUCUUGAAGAAAAGUAUGAGGCUGUGAUAGGCAUUGAAACGCACGUCCAGCUGAACACCGCCACUAAGGCCUUCUGCCGAUGCCGCAGCCAGUACGGGGCAGAACCAAACACCAAUGUUUGUCCUGUAUGUAUGGGGCUUCCGGGGGCGCUUCCUGUACUCAACGCCCGCGUUCUAGAGUCUGCGGUCAAGCUGGGCCUCGCCCUGCACUGCACCAUCGCCCCUCGCUCCAAGUUUGAUCGGAAGCAGUACUUCUACCCAGACCUUCCAAAAGGCUAUCAGAUCUCCCAGUUCGACAUUCCUGUUGCCCAGUCUGGUUGGGUCGAGGUGGACUUACCCGUUGAGUUUGGUGGUGGCCGCCGACGAUUUGGAGUCACACGAGCGCACUUGGAAGAGGACGCAGGAAAGUCGGUGCAUGGGGGCGGAGGGCGGCUUUCCGGCUCGGGCUUCUCUCAGGUGGACCUUAAUCGGGCCGGAGUACCGUUGAUUGAGAUCGUGUCGGACCCGGACAUGCGGACGGGCCUGGAAGCUGCGGAGUACGGGGCCGAGAUACAGCGGAUCGUGAGGUACCUAGGCAUCAGCAACGGGAACAUGGCGGAGGGGUCGAUGCGCUGCGACGUGAACGUCUCUGUUCGGCCAAGAGGAAGGGAAAGGUUUGGCACCAAGGUGGAGAUCAAAAAUAUGAACUCGUUUUCAGCGAUGCAACGCGCGAUCGACUUCGAGAUUGCCCGCCAGAGCGCGCUGCUAGAAGCGGGAAAGGAUGGCGAGAUCGUUCUGGAAACGCGGCUCUGGGAGGAGGGCGCGCAGAGAACGAUCAGCAUGAGAGUGAAAGAAGGGCUGGCGGACUACCGGUACUUUCCGGAGCCAGAUCUUCCAGAAAUCGAGUUGACUGCGGACUACUUAGAGGACGUCCGCGCGAGCCUUCCCGAGCUGCCGGACGAGAAGCGGCGGCGAUACGCGGCCGCGGGGCUGAGCAUGCAGGAUGUGCUGGUGCUGGCGAACAACAGUGACGUGGCAGCAUAUUUCGAGCGCGUGCUCGGCGCGGGCGCGGACAUCAAGGCGGCCGCCAACUGGAUGAUGGGGGACAUCACGAAAUACUGCAAGGCGGAGAAGAUUCUGAUUACGGACGUAGCGAUGGCGCCCGAGACGCUGGCGGAGCUGAUCGCGCUCAUUGGGGACGGCACAAUCAGCGGCAAGAUCGGCAAGGAGAUCCUGCCGGACCUGCUCAAGGAAGGGGGGGGCGCCAAGCAGCUCGUCGAGAAGAAGGGCCUGCUACAGAUCUCCGAUGACAGCGCGGUAGAGGCUCUGGUCGACGAAGUGCUCGCGGCCCAUCCGAAAGAGUUGGAGUUGUUCCGAGGGGGAAAGAAGAAGCUGCAGGGCUUCUUCACCGGUCAGGUGAUGAAAAAAUCAGGGGGCCGAGUAAACCCCGCAUUGAUGCAGAAGGUCCUUGCCGCGAAGCUCAAUGGUCAAUAACGUCUCAUCCUGGCCAGAAGGGAGCCUUAAUGUCGAUUGCACAUCUCUAACAAAUACAAAAACCC